Aplysia californica (California sea hare) is the source of this 1586-nucleotide messenger RNA. RefSeq names its product alpha-L-fucosidase. The coding region runs from base 27 to 1427 and encodes 466 amino acids. Gene Ontology annotation, cellular component: lysosome. The record is from RefSeq and is a predicted model, not a curated record. Lineage: Eukaryota; Metazoa; Mollusca; Gastropoda; Aplysiida; Aplysiidae. The transcript is spliced from 8 exons. Gene Ontology annotation, molecular function: alpha-L-fucosidase activity. Gene Ontology annotation, biological process: glycoside catabolic process; fucose metabolic process.
UUUCAAUUGUUCAUUCAUCGGGAAACAUGGCAUCGCCAACUUAUGCUGGCAAAGGACUAGCCUUUUGCUUGCUGUUUUCAGCAUGCUUCCUUUUCUUGUUCCAAGAUGUCAAUGGUUAUGAGCCUAACUGGAAGUCGCUAGAUUCGAGGCCUCUGCCUGGUUGGUACGAUGAUGCCAAAUUGGGUAUCUUCGUCCACUGGGGAGUUUUCUCAGUCCCCAGCUUCUCUUCAGAGUGGUUCUGGUAUAGAUGGAAAGGCAUAAAAGCUCCACCCGUUGUCGAAUUUAUGGAGAAGAAUUACAAGCCAGACUUUACGUACGCAGACUUUGGCAAGGAGUUUACUGCUGAGUUUUUUGACGGGAAUAAAUGGGCAGACAUGUUUGGAAAAUCUGGUGCGAAGUACGUAGUCUUCGUAAGCAAGCAUCAUGAAGGAUAUACAAACUGGCCGUCCAAAUACUCAUUCAGCUGGAAUUCGAUGGCUCUAGGGCCAAAGAAAGACAUUGUUGGUGAGCUCAUGAACGCUACACGAAGCCGGACUGACCUGAGGUUUGGCCUGUAUCACUCAAUGUAUGAGUGGUUCCACCCUUUGUAUCUGAAGGAUAAGGCGUCCGGAUAUAAGACGCAAGAUUUUGUCAAUGCCAAAACAUUGCCGGAGCUGUAUGAGAUUGUGGAGACCUACAAGCCUGAGGUGGUCUGGUCUGAUGGGGACUGGGAAGCUCCGGAUGUGUACUGGAAGUCUAAGGAGUUCCUCGCUUGGCUCUACACCAAUAGCCCUGUUAAGGACACGGUUGUUGUAAACGACAGAUGGGGAUCGAACGCUAACUGUACGCAUGGGGGUUUCUACACUUGCGGGGACCGCUUCAAUCCAGGUGUCAUCCAGAAACAUAAAUGGGAGAACGCGAUGACCAUCGACAAAAGAUCGUGGGGUUACAGACGUGAUGCUCCGUUGUCUGAUUAUCUGAGCAUUGAGGAAUUGCUGCAAACAUUCAUUAUUACUAUCAGCUGCGGAGGCAACAUGCUAAUGAAUGUAGGACCCCCCAAACAUGGCCAAAUUGCUCCAAUAUAUGAAGAACGACUAACUCAGAUGGGGUCCUGGCUCGAAGUUAACGGCGAGGGUGUCUAUGCUUCCAGGCCCUGGACUUACCAGAAUGAGACGGUGACCAAAGGUGUAUGGUACACAAAGAAAACCGAGACCAGUGGCACGUCCGUGUACGCGUUUGUCUUCUACUGGCCAGACACGGAGAUUCUCAGCCUUGAUUUACCUCAAGUAUCUUCUGCUACCAAAGUAUCUCUACUGGGGUAUCCGGCCUUGUUCAACUUCCAUACUCGUAGUCCUAGAGGGCUGGACAUCUCCGUUCCUCCAAUUGCUGUGAGCAAAAUGCCUUGCCAGUGGGUGUGGGUCUUCAAGAUCACGGCUGUGGAGAACUGAAUUUGGACAAAAAUUACGAUGUGUCGUUAUGUUGUUGUAAACGUUUUCUCCUGACUAGAGACUCAAGCUUUGCAAAAACUACUUUUUAUGAAGAUAUAACAAUUUAUAGACAGAUCAAUGAGCCUUGGAUUUUUGUUUAAAAAUGCCCCCCCCCUCCCC